This is a messenger RNA of Polypterus senegalus (gray bichir), 2666 nucleotides long. RefSeq names its product IgGFc-binding protein-like. Gene Ontology annotation, molecular function: protein binding. Lineage: Eukaryota; Metazoa; Chordata; Cladistia; Polypteriformes; Polypteridae. The transcript is spliced from 6 exons. The record is from RefSeq and is a predicted model, not a curated record. Gene Ontology annotation, cellular component: extracellular matrix. The annotation marks the transcript as partial.
GUGGAUGGGCUUUUUGUGAACUUCCCCUUGAGUCUUGAAGGAGCCAGACUUUUCAUUUUCAAGACUGGAUUCUGUGGCACCAUCCAGACCAGUUUCGGUUUGAAGGUCACUUUUGACUGGUCCAGCUCGGUGACUGUCACUGUGCCAAGCAUUUACCAAGGAUUAAUGUGUGGUCUAUGUGGCAACUACAAUCAAGACACCAAAGAUGAUUUAACAAUGAAGGGGGGUAAACCUACUUCCGUGCCAUCAGAAUUUGGAGAAAGCUGGAAGACUCGGGAUAUUCCAGGAUGUGGUCAUGAAUGCACUGGAUACUGUCCCAGUUGUGAGGAGACUGUUAAAAGGAAAUAUGAGAGCUUGAGCUACUGUGGCCAAAUUACAGAUCCAGCAGGCCCCUUCAGAGACUGCCACAAACUGGUGGACCCAACAGGUUUCUUUAAUGACUGUGUGUUUGAUGCCUGCUACUACAAUGGAUUGCAGGAUGUGUUGUGUAAAAUUUUCAGUGCAUAUUCAUCCAUGUGCCAGCAGAGUGGGGCCACUGUGAAUCCAUGGAGGUCUGACAAUUUCUGCGCUCCUUCAUGUCCAGUGAACAGCCAUUAUUCACCUUGUGGCAGCAGCUGCCCUGCAACUUGCGCAAGCAUUACUACUGCCACCCCAUGCCUAACCCUGUGUCAAGAGGGUUGCCAAUGCAAUGAAGGCUUCCUCCUCAGUGGUGACCAGUGUGUUCCUUUAUCUCAAUGUGGCUGUUUCUAUAAUGGUCACUACUACAGGGUAGGGGAGGUGUUCUUCCCUACUGACUUGUGUGAGAAGAAGUGUACAUGCAAGUCUGGUGGGAUCAUUGAAUGCCAGAAAGUGACAUGUGCAGCCAACGAAGAGUGUAAAGUGGUCAAUGGUGUCCGAGGUUGCUGGCCAAAGGGUGAAGGCACAUGUACUGCUUCAGGAGAUCCUCACUAUAUCACAUUUGAUGGGCUGAGGUAUGAUUUCCAGGGCACCUGCGCCUACACAUUGGCAAAGCUGGUGAAGGCCACAGAUGUCCUGACUCCUUUUGAAGUGCAAGUAGACAAUGAGAGCUAUAAAAAUGGCCAAGUAUCGGUCACCAAAAGAGUGACUGUCCUGGUGAAUGGUUAUGAGGUCUCCAUGAUGUAUGGGAUGAGCUGGAAAGUAAAGCUGGAUGGAGUCUUGACAAAUCUGCCUCUGGUUUUGGAUGAGGGAGCUAUUUCAAUUUACCAGACUGGCCUGCACAUCCUGCUUGUCUCAGACUUUGGGCUGAAGGUAUUGUAUGAUACAAUGUACUUUGUCCAGGUAACAAUACCCGGAACUUACUGGAACCAAGUUGGUGGUCUCUGUGGCAACUUUAAUGGCCAGAUGGAAGAGGAAUUCACACAGCGUGAUGGAGGCAUUGCCUCAAAUGUUGCUGCUUUUGGUGCCAGCUGGAAAACUGUAAGCAGUGAGAGAUGCCUGGAUGGCUGUGACAAAGAUUGCCCACAAUGCAACACUGCUGCUGAGGAAAAGUAUAGCAAAGUAGAAAGCUGUGGGAUGAUCACCAGCUCGACUGGGCCAUUUGCCUCCUGUCAUUCUGUCAUUCAUCCAGAGUCCUAUUUCAAAAACUGUCUGUUUGAUAUGUGUGCCACUAAUGGGGAUACAGAUGUACUGUGCAAUAAUCUUCAAACAUACAUGGCAGUGUGCCAGUCGAUGGGUGUAACCAUUAAGACUUGGAGAUCUGAUUCAUUCUGUCCAAUAAAAUGUCCACAGAAUUCUCAUUAUGAGGUCUGCACGGACACCUGCAGUAGCACCUGUGGCAGUAUCCGUGAGGUCACCUGUCGUUCUAAAUGCUACGAAGGCUGCCAGUGUGAUUCCGGCCAAAUGUCUGAAGAGGGAAGAUGUAUUCCUCAAAGCUCUUGUGGUUGUGUUUAUGAAGGGAGGUAUAUCCAGGUUGGACAGUUGUUUGUAUCGGAUGACUGCAGCCAGGAAUGUACCUGCACAUCUGAAGGUUCUGUCAAGUGUACACCAAUGAACUGUGGACCUCAAACCUACUGUACUGUGCAGGAUGGACAGCGGAGAUGUGCUUUUCCAGAAGUCAGCUGCACUUUGCAUUCCACUGGCGCUUACACUACCUUUGAUGGUUUGUCACACAUGCUGUGGCUAGAUGGUGCUUACAAGAUGGUGACGACCUGUGACAGAUCUGUUCAGAACUUGCAAGUGGUUGCUGACCUUAUAAUUAAUGGCAAUGUACACUCCAUCAAUAAGGUCAUCUUUGAGUAUACUGACCUUUCUAUCAUUCUGAACAGAGACUUGACUGUUUUGGUCAAUAACCAAGUGGUCAGCUUGCCAGCAAGUCCAACAGAGGAAAUGUUAAUCUCUGUAGAAGAUGGCAUCCUUCACCUUCAGAUCAAGUCGGGGAUCAGGCUGGAGUACGACACCCUUGGAAAGCUCACAAUCUCAGUAGGGGUUUGUUCAAACAAACUCUGUGGCUUUUGUGGAAAUCUGAAUAGUGGCGUCCUAAAUGAUGUGAAGACAUAAGUAUGGGAGGUCAUCCUUCUUGCAAUCCUUGAACUGUAAUGUGUACAUAAAUGAUCUCUGAUCUCUGACAAAUUUAAACCUUAUAGUGUAAUAGUCAUUGGAAAGUGAAAUGAGCAAGUUGGAAGUAAAAUUAAAGAUGUUUAUACAUU